AUUAACAAGCUCGGGUGAAGGUGCGCUUCACUGACUGGAUGAACAUUAUACAACAGAUGACAAACAGUGAAGAAAGCUUAUUUAUUCAUUCCGUGUAGAGUUGCUUAAUUAUAUGGAGCAGCCUAGAAGCUAGCACUCGAGUUCAUUUAGACACGGGAUUAACUCAGCCCGAGGGAUAAAAUGUCAAUAAACAAGAAAAAUUGGACUGCUCUCUCCAGUCUGGCAAGGCAGAGAUCAAUGGAAGAUGAUGAGGAAUUUGAGAAAGCUCGUCGGCGCCGGACCAGACUAAGUAAUUCAAAUCAUGAAGAAAUCGCUGAAGAACAGCAUACAUCUGAAAACAGCACCCUGUUUAAUGACCAAGAAGAAACGUCAUCGCCAAGCUUGGAGGAUGAAACCGUAGCAUUUGCUGAAAUGCUGAGAAGAAGAGAAGAGGACAAAAGACGCCAUCAACGAGAAACUUUGCAGAGUCUGAAAUUAGCAAAGUUCGCCUCUGAGACAGAAAUUGAAAAGGAAAGCACAAGCAAGCAGGAGAAUGAAAACCAGAAGCCAGAUAUGCAGAAAGCGGUCAAUGCUGCACAGUGGAAGAAAUCAGAUGAAGAUUGUAGAAAAAAAAUCGAUGAACUCACAAUUAAGCAGGAAAAGGAGGCCAACAGCAGUGUAGCCAGGACACAGAAUCAUUCUGGUAAAGAGAACGCCUGCAGUCAAUCACCUCUUCAAUCGCCUCUCAGUCCAGUACAUACCACACGGGCUUUUAUAAGCUUAGGAAAGCCAAAAGAAGUGAAAAGUCCAAGGUUGAAAACACAGCUGAGUUUCGAGAAUGACAAAUGCUAUCAGCAAGAAAACAGCAGCACAUCGAUUGCAAAUGAUUAUUUCAGACCUCAGGCAAAAUCCACUGAGCCUAAAAUGGGUGAAAGAAGAGGAUGUGAACAAACAGGACAAGAGCCCCCUAAACGAGAAAGUGUCAGCAAAGCAGGUACACAGGAAGUAAAAAGAACAUCUGCUGUUAACACACAGAUACAGCAUCAGAAAAAUGAAAACAGUAGUGAAGAUUCCAAUUCCAAUGCUGUACCCUUUCGUCGUUUCACUUCAAGAGCCACAUCAUUCAGAGUUUCAAAUUCCGAGGUGAAAAGCCAACCAUUCCAAAGAAGUGCUAGUCUAAGGAUUCCAAAAAAGAUUGAUGACAGACUUGAACAAUAUACAAAGGCAAUCCAGAGAAGUGAUAGCAGGAAAGCAAAACAAUCCCCUUCUAAUUAUCUGACCCGACCAUUAGAGGGCGUUGCAAGCAAACGAUGUGUGUUUGAGAAGGAAGAUGCUCAGGAUUCCAGUGCUCGACAUUACACAAGUAGAAAGGAUAUCAGACCAGGAGAUGUAACCAACAAACGCAAUCUGUGGGAGAACAAAGCUGAUUCUCUUGAAAAGAAAGAACUCCAUACAAAGAGUAACAUGUCAAAGUGAAAAAGGAGACAAUUCUAUAUUCCCGGAACCAAACUGAUUUCAUAAAAUGUAAUUAUUUUCCUUAAAUCUUGAAGUUGGUUAAUAUUUUACCCAGACAUGAUCAAGCUAAUUCUCCAGAAAGAGUGAUUUUACAAUAAAACUAUAAUAUUCUAAUAAAGGGAUUCAAUUGCUUUCAAAAUUGUAAUAUGACAUGAAAAACAAUACUACUGCUUUUUUAGGUGAUUGUGUUUCAAUUUAAACCAAUGCAGCAUGGGAACAAAUCAGGUUCAAAACUUUGUAAAAUAAGAGGCUUUAAAUUUUACACUUUUUUAUGUUAUAGAUGUAAUAUUAUGUUCACUGUAUUUCAGUUAUUUUCUCAAAAAUAAAUUUGAAGAAUGAUACUAGGUCUUUAAAUUAUGUA
This is a messenger RNA of Chiloscyllium plagiosum (whitespotted bambooshark), 1855 nucleotides long. The record is from RefSeq and is a predicted model, not a curated record. NCBI's taxonomy places the organism in Eukaryota, Metazoa, Chordata, Chondrichthyes, Orectolobiformes, Hemiscylliidae.